AUGGUGUCUACGCGCUCACAUCCCCAAGGCGACUUCCCCGCCACCGAACCUUCGCCCGUUAAGAAGGCGCCACGGUCGCGGACUUCGACUGCGUCCCCGGCACCCAUAUCUUCCCCGGACCUUGACUCCCCACCAUCGGCAAAGUCGCUUGCCAGACGCGCAGUUUCCAAUGCCAAAGCAGAGAUCAGCCCUCCCUCUCCAUCCGAGAUCAACGAGCCGGCCUGGUGCCACACAGCGUCAAAUCUCACUAUAGUGUGGCUCGCCAUAUCCAUGCCUCUCGUGCUAUGGGACUCCCUGUACAUCCUUUUGCGCCCGCACACUAUGGCUGGCGGCGCACUUCAGUGGCCAAUCUGGAAACCCUAUGAAAUCUAUGCCUCAAUUGAUCACGUAUACGGAUGGCCCGGGUGGGAAAACAACGAUGGAUUUGGUGGCGCGCAAGGCUUUCUGAACGCUAUCGAGCUCGUGCUGUAUGGACUCUAUGCCAUGAUCAUCUAUAACCAUGGUGUACCUACGGCCGGAGGCACUGGGCUGCAACUCAGUGAGGGCGUGAGCAAGUUCCUUGCCGGAGGCCGGAAGGUACGCGGGCAGAAUGGGAACCGCGCGCUGAUUAUCGGCUUCGCUGCUGCGGUUAUGACUCUCAGCAAGACAGUACUAUAUUACUUCAACGAGUAUUUCUCUGGCUUCGCAAAUGUCGGCCAUAACGACUGGGCUACGCUGCUGUUCUUCUACGGUAUCAUGAAUGGUCUUUGGGUAAUUUUCCCAGCAUAUAUGACUGUCGUCUUCGGUACCGAUAUCCUCCAGGCGCUCGAUAUUGCAACUGAGUCUUCGUCUAAGAAGCGUUAUUAG
Molecule: messenger RNA, 846 nt
Organism: Alternaria burnsii
Lineage: Eukaryota; Fungi; Ascomycota; Dothideomycetes; Pleosporales; Pleosporaceae
Exons: 3
Coding region: 1-846 (281 amino acids)
Source: RefSeq, a predicted model, not a curated record